This is a messenger RNA of Dreissena polymorpha, 4505 nucleotides long. Its product is annotated as RING finger protein 10-like. NCBI's taxonomy places the organism in Eukaryota, Metazoa, Mollusca, Bivalvia, Myida, Dreissenidae. The transcript is spliced from 18 exons. The coding region runs from base 313 to 2709 and encodes 798 amino acids. The record is from RefSeq and is a predicted model, not a curated record. Gene Ontology annotation, biological process: positive regulation of transcription by RNA polymerase II. Gene Ontology annotation, molecular function: transcription cis-regulatory region binding.
UCGUAAAAAAGUUCACAUCCGGGCUCUCUAGGCGUUCAGUCGCCAUUGUUGUUGAGUUUCAAAACAAAUAUUCAGCGAUCAUUUGAUCGCAUUAGCGUCAUACAGCGCUAAAUAAAUUAUAGGGGCUCGCUGAGACCCCUUGUGUUUCAUUUAAUCUUAAUUCCAUAAUCCCUAUCUGUUGAAGUAUUUUUUUAAGAAAAUAUAUUUCAAAUUUAUUUUGUCAACAUGGAGCAAUAAAAAUGGAGUCCAAGAUUAGAUCUGCAAAAAAUAUUGUGGCCGCGUGGUCCUGUUAUUCAAAAUAUUUGGUAGUUGAUGUCAGAGGAAGAGAGGAUGGAAAAGAGAGGAAAUCCCCGUCAGUCUUUGCUUGUUAAGCAGAAUGGUUCAGAGUCAAAGAAAGACAUUGCAAACAAAGUUCAAGGUAGGAACAGAAAAAAUGGCAAUUCUGCAGGAGGGAACUUUUCAUACAAUGAAGGCCCAGCCCGCAAGCCCACACCUCAAAAAGCAGGAUAUGAUAAAAGGCCUAGGCCUAGGGGAGAGUACUCUGCUGGAACCAGGGGUCACCUAGAAGAGUUAGAUCUAGGAGCCGAGUAUGGUGCUGCAAUUCACACAGGAUCCAAAAAGGGCAAUCUGAACCAUUUGCUGAAUUUUACGUAUGGGCAUGACACCCCAAGUAAUGCUCAGUCUGGAUAUUCCCAGAGGAGAAUGGGUUGUAGUGGGCGUAACAGAGGAUCUUACCAGCGAUCGACCAAAGUCUACUACAACAAAGAGCAAUUUCUUCAGGCAAACUGCCAGUUUGUGGUCAAGGAGCAAGGGGACUACUCAGUGAACUUGAUGAACCCAGAUUCUCUGGUUAGUUGGGAAGCUGUGGAGCAAGUGCGUGUGAUAUCAAGCGAGGAUCCUUGCUGUCCAAUCUGUCUCCAGCACCCUACAGCCGCAAAGAUGACCCGAUGUGGACAUAUUUACUGUUGGUCAUGCAUUCUACAUUACCUAGCCUUGGGAGAAAAGACCUGGAGAAAAUGCCCCAUUUGUUACGAAGCUGUCCAUGGCGAUGACUUGAAGAGUGUCUCGAGUCGUAAAGUGUCUGAGUACAAGAUUGGGGAUGUAAUCACCCUUACAUUGAUGAAGAAAGAAAAGGGCAGCAUUUAUGCUGUGCCAGCCAAUUGCUGGAAGAAGCAGGUUGGCAAAUGCCACAACAUUCAAGAGCCAGCUGUGAUGACCCAGCACUGCAAACUUCUGACGGCAUCAACCGACCAAGUGCUUGAACUUCUGGCUGCAGAGAGGCAGGAACUGCAUAUGCAGAUGGCAGAAGCUGAGAGCUCAGAAGAGCCAUUUAUAAAGGGAGCCCAGGAUCAGCUGAAGUCUCGAGAACUGAGGCUGCAAGGGUUACAGGAGGUGGAACAUGCACUGCCCACUCCUGCCAGUGUCCCAGAGAGGUCACCUGUGGUGGACCCAGAGCCCACCACUGUGCCCACUGUAAAACCUCUCCCUGCUACCAGGAAAAUGAAGCAGUACAAGUCUGCAUUCUCUGAUGAAGAAGAGGAGGGUGUAAAUGAUGUGAAAGUGGAAGAUGAGACCGCCAUUGCCACUGGUGCUGACCACACUCUAACUAGCAUUACUUCUGAGGACAGUAAUGCAGUUGCCCCUGAAAGACAAGGCAGGCCUGUUUCUGUUGAAAGUGAUGUGACAGAGUCUGAAGUUGAAGCCAUAACCAGUUCCACUGAUGCACCUGGCUCACCGACAGGGCCAGACCAACAGGCAUUUGAAAUGAUGGCUAAUUUUAUGCCAGUAGAAGAGGCAGCAGAACACCUGGAAUUGCCUACCCAGUCCACUCAGAAGCAGAGGUAUAGGUCUGGGGAACAAGCCUUCUACUUCUACCAAGCUGAAGAUGGCCAGCACAUAUACCUUCAUUCUCUAAACGCGCGAUGCCUUGUGCGUGAGUAUGGCAGUCUGGAGCACUGUCCUCAGACCAUUAGCGGCAAGAUAGUGGAGAAAGAAAGCGUAUUUGUUACAGAUGAACUGAGGAAGAGACUUCGCUAUUUGAGUCAUCUCCCACUAACAUGUGGGUUUGAAGUUGCUGAAUUAGCACUGGCACCACCCAUUGUCAGCAAGGAGACCCUGAAAUCAUUUCAAGAGGAGAUAGAAAAGCGACGCCUUACAAGACAGAGACGAGCUCGGGAAGAUAGGAAAAGGUCAAAAUUCAUUGAGGAGCAGGAGAGAAAGAAACUGGGACUAUGCAUAGGGACAAUAGUACGAAGUCAGUUCCACACACAGACAACUGUUCAGGAAGGCAGGAGUGAUACAAGCUCACCAUUUUUAGAUACACCUGCCAGCAGCCCAUCUGUGGGCAGUGUGGAAGAGUUUCCAGCUGGCAUGAGUCCAGGGGAUGACGGGCAGACUGCCGCAGUCUCUUUUGCACAGAUGUUAAAGUCGGGUGCAAAGUCUGCCACGUCUUGGCCCAAGGUCAGGGUGGGAGCUGAGAAGUCCCCUGCUUUCCUCAAGUCCAAGAGCCAAGGAAGUGAUGAUAGUGAUAAUGAGGACAAGGUUCCUGUGCCAGAGUUCAGUAGCUCCUUUGGAAGUGCCCUGGAAGCUGCAUUUCAAACUAUUAGCUCCAAGAAAGAGAGCGGCGAGAAACCAGGAGGAAGUGGGGGCAGUGGCAAGAAGAAAAAGAAACAGAUGGUCCUCUUCUCAACAUCUAUGGCAAGAAAAUAGGGACUAUGCGUACACACUAUUCAGCAUAAUCUAGCUUUAACCUUGUAAAUGUUAGGGUAGAAUGAAAAACUGGUGUGACUGUUGAAUAUUUCUGUAAUCACUUAAAUCAGAUACGUUAGUUUCUGGCUUAAUCCUAGUCUUUUAGCUAUAUAUCUAACAUGCUGCAGGUCUAGCAGAUUUAUGUUAUCUUUCACAAUUACAAUUGCUGGGAAUAAACUUUAGUUUUCUGUAUUAAAUGAACCUUGCACUAUUAAAAAGUGGAAUAAUGCAGUGCAUUUUUGCUGUUUAUAAUUUUAUUUAGAAAUAAUGCACAAAUAUUUGCUUUCCUUAUGUGGUGCAUAUUUUAAAUUAUGAUGUAAAUGCCUUAGAUAGUAUUUCUCAUUCUGAUAGGAUAACUUGUGAAGAUCUUAAUUACUUUUGGAUUGUUUACAUCAUGUAAUAAAACGAAUUUUUCUGUAACCCAUCAUAGAAUAUUCAAAUAUUUAUAAAGUAGGGUGCAAUUUACCUGUAUCUCCUUAAUAUGUUUAAGUUAUUAAAGUCGUUUUGCUGCUGUUUUUGUUACGCAUCUACACAUAAUAAUGAAUGAUGUGUGUUAGUGGAGUUAACCAAGUUGGAGCUGGUAAGUUCAAAGUUACUAGUAUGUAGUUUGCUGAAGUGUUAACAGGAUAGAGUGGGGUCAUCUGACAUUGACCUCUCUUGCGAUGCUUGUUGCGUGCAGUUCUCUUCAUAUUUGUGCAUAUGAAAUGGACCAGCAUAGAAAAGUUUAAGAAAACGUACAUGUUAUUCUUAAGUUAUGCAAAUACAUGUUUUAGAUCGUUUUUAGCUCUUCUGGCCAUAGGCCAGAAGAGCUUAUGGGAUGGCAUGGUUUCUGUCUGUCUGUGUGUGCAUUAGACUUUCUCUUGUUUAUCCGAUAAAGUCCACAUUUUUCAUCCGAUUUUUUUCAAACUUGUCCAGUGUGUUGAUAUUAAUGAGGACUCAAACCCUAUUGAAAAUGGGUUUUAUCAGAGUAAAAACUCCAGAAUUAUCUCCACUUGAAUUUGAGAAAAUUGUGAAAUAAGGCUUGUUUACGCAAAUUACGCAGUUUUCAUCCAAUCAUUUCCCGACUUUAACAGUGUCUUUAUCUGAAUGAUGAGUCAAACCCUUUUGAAAAUGAGCAAUAUUGGAGUUAUAAGUCCAGAAUUAUCUCCCCUUAAAUUUGAUAAAAAAAAUGAAAAUCUUUAACAUUUUGCCAUAACUUUUGCAAUAUUGAAGAUAGCAACUUCAUAUUUGGCAUGCAUGAGUUUCUCAUGGAGCUGCACAUUUUGAGUGGUGAAAGGUCAAGGUCAUCCUUCAAGGUCAAAGGUCAAAAAAAUAUCAAAGCGGCGCAGAAGGGGACAUAGUGUUUCCGACAAACACAUUUCUUGUUUGUUUAAAUAUAAAGUUCUAUCCUUUUGAAACUUCAACGGAUGUUUUAUAUCAUCAAGGGCCAGAACCCCACUGAGAGUGAAGAAAAUUUGUCCAACUUAUUGUUGAAAAGGAGCCAUUUGAAGUUUAAAUUUUACGUUUCUUCUUGUUAAUGCGAUGAAUUUCCCAUGUUGGGUCUGUUUGUUUAAAACUUACUCAGAUUGUUUAUACUAUCAAGGGCUUGAGCCCUAUUGAUUCCAGCCAGUCGAGCGAUUCAGGCCCUCAUGGGCCUCUUGUUAUUCUGAAUUUAUUGUAAAUGCCUUGCUUGUAUAUGAAUUAAUAUUGUUAUUUUGUUGUUUAUACCCGAUGUGUACCGUAUUGCCACAAUGUAAUUAUAAAGCGCAAAAACAAUG